AUGAAAAGUGUCGUCGAUGACAUGCUGGACUGCUAUUCUAGAUACGUCUCGACUUAUGACUGUAUGAACGGCUAUUGUAGAUACGUCUCGACUUAUGACUGUAUGAACGGCUAUUGUAGAUACGUCUCGACCUAUGACUGCUAUUCUAGAUACGUCUCGACCUAUGACUGCUAUUGUAGAUACGUCUCGACCUAUGACUGCUAUUGUAGAUACGUCUCGACCUAUGACUGCUAUUCUAGAUACGUCUCGACUUAUGACUGUAUGAACGGCUAUUCUAGAUACGUCUCGACUUAUGACUGUAUGAACGGCUAUUGUAGAUACGUCUCGACUUAUGACUGUAUGAACGGCUAUUGUAGAUACGUCUCGACUUAUGACUGUAUGAACGGCUAUUGUAGAUACGUCUCGACUUAUGACUGUAUGAACGGCUAUUGUAGAUACGUCUCGACUUAUGACUGUAUGAACGGCUAUUGUAGAUACGUCUCGACUUAUGACUGCUAUUGUAGAUACGUCUCGACUUAUGACUGUAUGAACGGCUAUUGUAGAUACGUCUCGACCUAUGACUGCUAUUCUAGAUACGUCUCGACUUAUGACUGUAUGAACGGCUAUUCUAGAUACGUCUCGACUUAUGACUGUAUGAACGGCUAUUGUAGAUACGUCUCGACUUAUGACUGUAUGAACGGCUAUUGUAGAUACGUCUCGACUUAUGACUGUAUGAACGGCUAUUGUAGAUACGUCUCGACUUAUGACUGUAUGAACGGCUAUUGUAGAUACGUCUCGACUUAUGACUGUAUCAACGGCUAUUGUAGAUACGUCUCGACCUAUGACUGUAUGAACGGCUAUUGUAGAUACGUCUCGACCUAUGACUGUAUGAACGGCUAUUGUAGAUACGUCUCGACUUAUGACUGUAUGAACGGCUAUUGUAGAUACGUCUCGACUUAUGACUGCUAUUGUAGAUACGUCUCGACCUAUGACUGUAUGAACGGCUAUUGUAGAUACGUCUCGACCUAUGACUGUAUGAACGGCUAUUGUAGAUACGUCUCGACCUAUGACUGUAUGAACGGCUAUUGUAGAUACGUCUCGACUUAUGACUGUAUGAACGGCUAUUGUAGAUACGUCUCGACUUAUGACUGUAUGAACGGCUAUUGUAGAUACGUCUCGACCUAUGACUGUAUGGACGGCUAUUGUAGAUACGUCUCGACUUAUGACUGUAUGAACGGCUAUUCUAGAUACGUCUCGACUUAUGACUGUAUGAACGGCUAUUGUAGAUACGUCUCGACUUAUGACUGUAUGAACGGCUAUUGUAGAUACGUCUCGACUUAUGACUGUAUGAACGGCUAUUGUAGAUACGUCUCGACUUAUGACUGUAUGAACGGCUAUUGUAGAUACGUCUCGACUUAUGACUGUAUGAACGGCUAUUGUAGAUACGUCUCGACCUAUGACUGUAUGAACGGCUAUUGUAGAUACGUCUCGACUUAUGACUGUAUGAACGGCUAUUGUAGAUACGUCUCGACUUAUGACUGCUAUUGUAGAUACGUCUCGACUUAUGACUGUAUGAACGGCUAUUGUAGAUACGUCUCGACUUAUGACUGUAUGAACGGCUAUUGUAGAUACGUCUCGACUUAUGACUGUAUGAACGGCUAUUGUAGAUACGUCUCGACUUAUGACUGUAUGAACGGCUAUUGUAGAUACGUCUCGACUUAUGACUGUAUGAACGGCUAUUGUAGAUACGUCUCGACGUAUGACUGUAUGAACGGCUAUUGUAGAUACGUCUCGACUUAUGACUGUAUGAACGGCUAUUGGUCACUGCAUCCUAAGGAUAAGGAUCGAACUACUUUCACAUUUUAA
This is a messenger RNA of Nematostella vectensis (starlet sea anemone), 1845 nucleotides long. RefSeq names its product prion-like-(Q/N-rich) domain-bearing protein 25. The record is from RefSeq and is a predicted model, not a curated record. The transcript has a single exon. NCBI's taxonomy places the organism in Eukaryota, Metazoa, Cnidaria, Anthozoa, Actiniaria, Edwardsiidae. Bases 1 to 1845 code for a protein of 614 amino acids.